Molecule: messenger RNA, 2803 nt
Organism: Lycium barbarum (goji berry)
Lineage: Eukaryota; Viridiplantae; Streptophyta; Magnoliopsida; Solanales; Solanaceae
Product: small ribosomal subunit protein uS2c
Exons: 1
Coding region: 8-718 (236 amino acids)
Biological process (GO): translation
Cellular component (GO): mitochondrial small ribosomal subunit; ribosome
Molecular function (GO): structural constituent of ribosome
Source: RefSeq, a predicted model, not a curated record
GGGAGAAAUGACAAGAAGAUAUUGGAACAUAAAUUUGGAAGAGAUGAUGGAGGCAGGAGUUCAUUUUGGUCAUGGUACUAGGAAAUGGAAUCCUAAAAUGGCGCCUUAUAUCUCGGCAAAGCGUAAGGGUAUUCAUAUUACAAAUCUUACUAGAACUGCUCGUUUUUUAUCAGAAGCUUGUGAUUUAGUUUUUGACGCAGCAAGUAGGGGAAAACAAUUCUUAAUUGUUGGUACCAAAAAUAAAGCAGCUGAUUCAGUAGAGUGGGCUGCAAUAAGGGCCCGGUGUCAUUAUGUUAAUAAAAAAUGGCUUGGCGGUAUGUUAACGAAUUGGUCCACUACAGAAACAAGACUUCAUAAGUUCAGGGACUUGAGAAUGGAACAAAAAACAGGGAGACUCAACCGUCUCCCGAAAAGAGAUGCAGCUAUGUUGAAAAGACAAUUAUCUCGCUUGCAAACAUAUCUGGGCGGGAUUAAAUAUAUGACAGGGGUACCCGAUAUUGUAAUCAUCGUUGAUCAGCACGAAGAAUAUACGGCCCUGCGAGAGUGUAUUACUUUAGGAAUUCCAACAAUUUGUUUAACCGAUACAAAUUGUGACCCCGAUCUCGCAGAUAUUUCAAUUCCAGCGAAUGAUGACGCCAUAUCCUCAAUCCGAUUAAUUCUUAACAAAUUAGUAUUCGCAAUUUGUGAGGGUCGUUCUAGCUAUAUAAGAAAUCCUUGAUUAAUAAUAACAUAAUAAGAUAAAUAACUUACUUCAGAAAUCCCUUAUGGAAUCGCUUACUAUUUCUGAAUUUCAAAAAAGAGAUAAAAAUAACAGGGGAUAUUAUGUGAUUUAUUAGUAUUCGAAAUCUUAGUUGGUAUUCAAAAUAUCCGAUUCAAAUAGACAAAGAGAUGGUUGAAUCAAAAAAUUUUGUUUCAAGUUCCAUUUUUUCAGAGGGCAAGGCAAUAUGAAUGUUCUAUCAUGUUCCAUCAAUACUCUAAAGGGGUUAUACGAUAUAUCCGGUGUGGAAGUAGGCCAACAUUUCUAUUGGCAAAUAGGGGGUUUCCAAGUACAUGGCCAAGUACUUAUUACUUCUUGGGUUGUAAUUGCUAUCUUAUUAGGUUCAGCCACUAUAGCUGUUCGGAACCCACAAACCAUUCCAACCGGGGGUCAGAAUUUCUUCGAAUAUGUUCUUGAAUUCAUUCGAGAUGUGAGUAAAACUCAAAUUGGAGAAGAAUAUGGGCCCUGGGUUCCUUUUAUUGGCACUAUGUUUUUAUUUAUUUUUGUUUCUAAUUGGUCAGGAGCUCUUUUACCUUGGAAAAUCAUACAAUUACCUCAUGGGGAGUUAGCCGCACCCACGAAUGAUAUAAAUACUACUGUUGCUUUGGCUUUACUCACAUCAGUGGCAUAUUUCUAUGCGGGUCUUACAAAAAAAGGAUUAGGUUAUUUCGGAAAAUAUAUUCAACCAACCCCAAUCCUUUUACCCAUUAACAUCUUAGAAGAUUUCACAAAACCUUUAUCACUUAGUUUUCGACUUUUCGGGAAUAUCUUAGCUGAUGAAUUAGUAGUUGUUGUUCUUGUUUCUUUAGUACCUUUAGUAGUUCCUAUACCUGUCAUGCUCCUUGGAUUAUUUACAAGUGGUAUUCAAGCUCUUAUUUUUGCAACUUUAGCCGCGGCUUAUAUAGGUGAAUCCAUGGAGGGCCAUCAUUGAAAUAUUGAAAUAGUCUUUUUUAGCUUAGCCCAAAGCAAUGUAUAAAUGUAUAUGGUGGGUGGCUCAAGAGAAUUACUUAACUUAGGGAAUAGAAUAGGGGAAUCUAAAUAUACAACUAUGUUAUAUACGAUCUAGAGUGAUAGCAAAAAAAUUACGAUGAUAUUAAAGAGUAAGGGGAAAAAGAUCUAAAAAAAAGAUCUUUUUCCUAAAAUUACCCUUUCCUUCACUUAAUAUCAUACUUCGUCUCAAUGAAUAUUCACUUUAGAUUGCUCAGUCCAUCUCAUUAUUAAUUCAUUGUUAAAACAAUUUGAAUAUAAGAAUUUUUGUCAAUAAUUCUUGUUGUAUAGGUUUACGACGUGUAAUUAAAUAAAAUUCAAUAACAAAAAGGUAACAAAAAGGGCGAAAUGAUUUCCCUUUCAGUUGAUUUUAUUCAACGAUUGCCCAAAAUAUUAAUAAUAAAUAAAUAAUAAAAAUGAAUAAUUUUUUUAUUCAUUUUUAUUAAUUAUUAAUUUUUAUUAAUUAUUAACAAAUUGAAAUUGCAUGAACUUAGAUCAAUCAAAUACUGAUAUUUCUAUAUUCUAUACUCUAUAUUCUAUACAUAGGGAAUUAUUCGGCCUAAUCAAUUUGUCCAUUUAGAUUUAUCUAGGUGGAAUAAUAAGAAAAGGUAAGGUUCAAAAGAAUUUACAAAAAAGGGAUUUUUUUGAGUAUUUUAGAAAGGGUCGGUUAGGAGAGGGAGGUAUCUGUACUUGAAUAACUAUAAGCCAACCCUUCUAGAUGUUUCGACGCUUGAUUCUCGAAUAGGAUUGAAUCUAAGAUGAAUGCUUGGUUUACGUUAUGGAAGAAAGACAUGUAUAUGUGAUAUUAGAUAUUGACUAGUGCUAGUUAUAUAUGAAAUGAACUAAAGAUAUAUUUUACUACUCUAGGGGAUUCUAAUAGACUAGAAGUCCUUCCGGCCCCUUGUGACUGUGAAUUGAAUGAAUAAACGGAUGAAAUCAAGAAAUAAUUCAACUAACAGUUCGAACCAAGAACAAGAAAUGGAAGAACGAAAGUCGUAUGGGUUCACAAAGACUCCGUGGCUAAAAAGUAAAAAAGAUAUAUCGAAGUAGUUCUGAUGA